UAGAAAAUGUCAUUUCCAUUUUUCCGUUAAUCUUAUCAGAUUGAAAUUGAUUAUGUUGGUAACAGUGGGUAAUUUCCUACAGCGCGUUUCUAAAUUAUCUUUUAUGAAACUGUAUUUUUUAUGCUGUGUAUCUAUUAAAUUUUAUUUUGAAUUUAUCCUAUUAUUUGAAACAUCAAACGGAAGAAUGGGAAGAAAAAUAAUAACGUAUAAUCAACAUUUCCGUUAAUAUGUAAUAUAUUGUGGUAAUAUGUAAUAUAUUGUGGUUUUGUGUUUUAUGUCAUAUAAAAGUUUAUUUUCUUUUAAAAUCAAAAUUAGUGAUAAAAGAAAGGAAUUUAUUAUCAAUGCUGUUAAUUCGUAAUAAUUUCUAUGAAUAUUCAUUCGUCAUUUGAAUGAUUUUUCAUAAAUUGUAACCAACAGAAGAGUUCAAGACAAAAGCAAGGUUAUUGUCAUGGAUAAAAGAGAAGUUAUCUGUAUCUCAUCUGACGAUGAAAAUGAAAAGAUAAACGAUAAAGAAAAACCUCAACCCUGCAGCAAUAAAGUUACUAAGCUUAAUGUUUCAAAUGAAAUUACAGCAAUUGCAUGUAGUAAUGCAGGACAAUAUAUAAUUAAUAAAAAACGUAAAAUAUCAGAAAUAGAUGGGACUAGUGAUGUAAAGAAUAAUGGUAAAGAUAAAAGAAUUAAGAUAGAAUCAUGUCAAGAGACAAAUAGUCUAAUAACAAAAGAUAGUUGUAAAGAAAAUGGUGUCGUAACGGAAAAAUAUUCAACUGUACCUGUAAAUAAGAAAAAUUUAAAGCCACAGUUGAUCGUAAAGGAGAAAAAAAAUAUAUCCCUUCCAGAACAAGAUAUAUUUCCUAGUUUUUUAAGUUUGUGUUUACAAAAAAGACGAGAACCCGCAAUGGAAGUAAUAGUUAAUAAACUUAAAAGACGGUAUGAACAAAUGAGUCCUGUAUAUGUAAAAUCUGAAGCUUUUCAAAAUUUUUUGAACAAAAAGCGUAAUGACAUUUUGUCUUCCGAUAAUAUGAUAUAUCAACAUAUUAUGGAUGUCAAGAUUGAGAUGAAAUCUAAAUCUAAUAAAAAUUCAAAAAGUGCUUUACAAAAUGAAACGAAUAAAACAAAAGUUUGUAAAGAUGUAUCAUUGAAUUCUCAAGCAUCUUCAUCUUCAAGUGUUGUGAAUAAUAUAAAAGAAACAGAUGAAGAAGAUUUUGAAGAUGAUACCAUGAAUUCUAAUAUGAAAAGAAAAUUGAAGAAAAUAGAAAAAGCAAUGAAUAUUUGUAGUAAAAGAAUCAAAAUAUUAGAAGAGCGUGAAGUAAACUUUGAUGAUGAAGAUGACAGUAACUACAUUAAGCUUGAAAAAUAUAAAGAAAGAAUGGUCCAAUUAUAUAAUGAAUAUUGUCGCAUAACUGGUGAUAAUCAAGAUGCAGGUCGUCCAUACUUGAGACCCAAACAUUUAAAUACAACUCAAAUUAGUAGCGUUGAUUAUGCAAUUACCAAUUUCAUUAAUUCAAAGAUCACUAAAAGAAACAAAUUAAAGAAGAAUGGCAGAUUUACGGAUGAUUUAAUAUUUCCAGAUUACAGAGAUAUAUUGAAAUGUGUUUCAAGUUGUAAUGAAAGAAAUAAUUUAGGAUUAUCUAAACAGAAGCAAGCUCAAAUUGCCAAAAAAGCUUUUACCGAUUUGGGAGAACAUUUACAACGUGCUAGGCGUAUUGAUUACUGGGAUACAUUUUCUUUAUCUUUGGAAAAUAAAGAAGAAGAUCCAGCUUUGAAAGAUCAAGAACUUGCUAAAAAAUUACGUGAUAAUCAUGUGAUUGGUCAGCAAAAGCUAAGUAAAAUAUUUCAAGAUUUUGUGAAAAAACAAGAAGAAAUGAUAUUACCAGAAGAUGAUGCUAAUACGGAAAAUGAUGAUAACGAAGACAGCAAUGUAGAAUCUAAGGAUGAAGAUGAAAAUAGUGAAGAGGACGAUGAAGAUGAAGAUGAAGAUGAAGAUAAAAAUAAAGAUGAAAAUAAAGGUGAAGAUGACAAUGACAAUGAAGAUAACAUUAUUAAUAGUGAACCAAAUAAAAAUGAAACAACAAGUAAUUCUCUGGAAAAUGGAACUAAAUUGGAGAAUGAUUUAUCAAAGACUUGUACAGAUAAAGAUAACGAAGAUGUACUGAUAACAAAUGUAAAAAAAGUAGUUGAGUGUUCUGAAAAUGUGAUUGAAAAAUCUAGUUCAUCGACAAAAUCAGAAAUAUCAGUAAUUCAACCACCAUCAACAUUAAAUAACAAUGACACAAAAGAUAAAAAUGAUGAAAUUGUACCACUGGAUAAUGAUGACUGCAAUAAAACAAAGGCAGAUAACAAACCUAUAUUACGGGUACGUUCAUUUGCAAAACAUCCUACAACCUGGGAAGAUAACAAGCAAAAAGUUCAAAAUGAAGAAAACGGACCAUCGAAAGAGGUAAUUGAUCUAACUAAUGAUGUAACUGGGUCAAAAGUAAGUUUACCUAAUUAUAAAUUAAAAGUGACAACAAAUGCUUCGAAAAAAAAAUACAAAACUUUUUUACUACCCACAAAUUUUCAAGACAAAAAUAUUAUUAGCGUUAAAAAUAUUACUAAUAAUUAUUUAAAAUUAAAUGCAAAACAAAUAGAUAAAGCAAAGUUUAAACCCAUAACUUUAUUUAAAAAAGUAGUUGAUUUAGGUUCCCAUAAUACUAUUAUACAUUUGCCACAUUCUUCUGAUCGACAAAAUAUAAGUAGUAAAGAGAAUAAUAACGAGACAAGACAAGAAAAAAAGAUUAUGCAUCUUCUUAUACCAGCGGAAGAAUUUGAUAAGAAUUUAGUAGGAGUGCCUGUUAAAAAGAAUUCAGAAAAUAAUUCAAAAUGACUGCAAACGAGACAAAUAUACCUUGAUUACUCUGACGAUAUGUAUGAUCUAACAAUACUUAUAAUUAUUAGUACAUAUGCUUUAGUGUUGAAUAUUUUAUAUAUGUAUUUAAAUAUUAAAACC
Molecule: messenger RNA, 2986 nt
Organism: Polistes dominula (European paper wasp)
Lineage: Eukaryota; Metazoa; Arthropoda; Insecta; Hymenoptera; Vespidae
Gene: Daxx
Product: Daxx-like protein
Biological process (GO): regulation of DNA-templated transcription
Cellular component (GO): PML body; nucleus
Molecular function (GO): nuclear androgen receptor binding; histone binding; transcription coactivator activity
Source: RefSeq, a predicted model, not a curated record